AUGAGCCUUCGCACCCCCUCCUUGCGCAGUGUCCCCCACUAUGUGUCGCCGUUAUCGGGGCAUGCUAUCCUGUGUAGUCAGGGCAAGUGGGGGCGAGGCGCAGUCCCUCUGGUCUAUACUGACGCGGUACUCAGCUUCGUAACCCGUGAAAACAAAAGCAGGACCGUGCCUCCCAAAUACGACAACCUCAAAAACAAGUUUGUCAACCGCUUUGAAGAGCUCCUGUCUUGGGCUGAGGAGCGCGCCGCUGCCAACGGCAUCACUCUGCCCUACCAGCAGCCCGGGUUCAAGCCUGAAUCAGUGAUGCCGCCGGUUCGCACCCCGGCCGCCGCCGCUAGCUCGGCCGCCGCCGCUAGCUCCAGCUCAGACGAUCCUCUAGAUCUUCCCCCUCUAACCGCUGAUGGGCCGGUGUCGAUGCAGCUUGCUGAGCCUGAAGGCGAGGAGGAGCUUUAG
Messenger RNA from Emiliania huxleyi CCMP1516, 453 nucleotides. RefSeq lists its product as hypothetical. The transcript is spliced from 3 exons. NCBI's taxonomy places the organism in Eukaryota, Haptophyta, Isochrysidales, Noelaerhabdaceae. The coding region runs from base 1 to 453 and encodes 150 amino acids. The record is from RefSeq and is a predicted model, not a curated record.